Messenger RNA from Clupea harengus (Atlantic herring), 1817 nucleotides. Its product is annotated as XK-related protein 8-like. Gene Ontology annotation, biological process: phosphatidylserine exposure on apoptotic cell surface; apoptotic process involved in development; engulfment of apoptotic cell. Gene Ontology annotation, cellular component: plasma membrane. NCBI's taxonomy places the organism in Eukaryota, Metazoa, Chordata, Actinopteri, Clupeiformes, Clupeidae. The record is from RefSeq and is a predicted model, not a curated record.
AUGGAGAUCUCUUGGCGCAACCUGAAGACCCGUACAGCCAAGAAGGAGGGCAUCGCCGUCUACCUGACCCAUGACCUCAGCAUGCUGCGCCUCAUCGAGACGUUCUCAGAGAGCGCUCCUCAGCUGACCCUCAUGAUCACCGUCAUCUUGCAGAGGGAGGACGUGGAGUGGGUCACAGGUCUUAAGACUGUGGUCUCAUUUGCUGCCAUCUCUAUCAGCCUGGUCAUGUACCACCGUUCCAUGCGCUCCUUCCACAAGGACAAGGCCCAGAUGACGGUGACCUCAUCUCUGGUCUACUUCCUGUGGAACUUACUCUUAAUUGCCCCACGUGUGGCAGCAAUAGCCCUGUUUGCCUCUAUCCUGCCCCUCGGUAUGAUUGCAGUCCACUUCAUCUGCCUGUGGCUCGCACUGUUCCUCUGGGCCUGGCGUCAGAAAACGGACUUCAUGGACUCCCUGGCCGGGGAAUGGCUCUACCGGGCCACCGUAGCUCUCAUUUGGUACUUCAGCUGGAUCAAUGUUUCCCGGGGCGGCUCCAGACGAAGGAGCAUCAUCUAUCAUUCCAUGAUAGCAGUGGACAUUAUGCUCCUGCUGGGGCUGUGGUGGUGGUGGAAUAGCGACCAGGAUCCGUCUAUAUUCGGUAUGCCAGCUCUGGCAGUGUUUAUUUCAGUGGGUGGAUCCUACACAGUAGGAAUCCUCGGGAAGAUAGUGUACUACAAAAUAUUUCAUCCUAACAAAACAGCCACUGAAGAGUCUGGAGACAAUGAAAAGGCACCUGCUUACUUAGGUAUGGAUGAGGUGGACACUCCUUUUUCAGUUGAGGUGCAUUCACCCUCACCCCAACCCCCACCGAGGCCUUUGACUGGGGCCCAGAAGAGGAUGCAGAAACUGGCUGACAAUUUUUUCUCAUAGCACUGGAAGAUUCGUUUUUGAGCAGCAAGAAGACAUACUAGACACAUUUCAUUACAGUGCUGCAAUGAACAGUUUCUUAUUUUUUAUUUAUAUUAUACAUAGCUUUAAUUAUAGUAUAUUUCAGAUAUAUUAGUGUUUACAAAAUCAUAAUUUACUGUUAUUUUUUUUUUUUUUUUAACUUAACAACCCUUGAAAAAAAUAAGCACCUAAGGGGUAUUCUAUGAAUACUGUGGGUCUCUCUUUCGUUUCAUCAUAUUUUCAUUUAAUCACUUUGUUACCAGAUUCUGCUGGAUCAUCUCCUGUGUAAAAAUGUUCCUUUGACAAAUAAAGCUGAAUUAAUGUGUAUUAUAUUUAUUAUAUCAUAUUAUCUGUAGUUCACAUAUAAACAUUAAGCACUGACAUCAUACAUGUAGACUCACAUGCCUAUGAAUUCAGUUCUUAACAGUCCCACCCAAACCAUUCAAAAUACAGUAUGAUCAAUUGGCUACAUUACGUUACUUCUAUCUUUGGCUGGUCAAAUGUGCUCUACCUCAAAACAAACAUUUGGUUUCCCUCCCUCAAACUUAAGGCCCCGUCACACCAUAACGUUCUGGUCAACGUUCUAUGACGUUAGAGGAAACGUGGGUAAUCGUCCAUGGUCGCUGGUAUAGCGCAGAAGAGCGUUGUGUGGAUGCUGGUGACGCUGGUAAUCGUUGUGAUCGGCGGAGAACGCUGGUCCAAAAAAAUAGUUUUGAACAUGCACAAAAGUUCUCAUGGAGACCAGUGUUCUUUAACGUUUAAUUUUAAACGCUGGAUAACGCUGAAGAACGUUUGACUAACGUUGCACGUGUUUGGCUAUCGUUAGCCAGUCGUUACCCUAGCGUUACUUGGUUGUUAUUAAUCUUUUGCUUUGCAGUGAACGACUCACU